Messenger RNA from Ochlerotatus camptorhynchus, 4010 nucleotides. It is a transcript of the gene neur, whose product is annotated as E3 ubiquitin-protein ligase neur. Gene Ontology annotation, molecular function: ubiquitin protein ligase activity. Bases 568 to 2721 code for a protein of 717 amino acids. The transcript has 3 exons. The record is from RefSeq and is a predicted model, not a curated record. NCBI's taxonomy places the organism in Eukaryota, Metazoa, Arthropoda, Insecta, Diptera, Culicidae.
ACCGUCCAACGGUAAAGACGUAUUCUUCGUUCGGUCACUCCGGCUUCGAAUGUUGGGUUGUGAGGGAAUUUAGUUCAUAAGAAAGUUAUCCUUUACCCACUUGGAAGGACUUUGUUGUAGAUCGGUCUCAUCGGAAAGAAGACGAUCGCGAUCGUAGAGUCCGGAAGUUGCUUAUCAGCUUGCUAUCGAGGGCAGAGAGUGAAUUCUGUGGGAACUGAUGUGAAGUGUGUGGAUUGAAAGCAACGAAACGCGAAACAAUUUAUCGUCAUAAAGGAAUACGCGGAAUAUAAGAAGGCACUGAAGUACACAGAAAACGUGAAGGAAGAGUUAAAAGAAAGUCGUUGAAAAACAAAACACAAGACGAACGAUCGAUUGAUCGUGUGUGCGCGCGCACCCCCCGUGCAAAGAGCCCUGUUUUAGUGAGUGUGGGAACCGUUGAGCAAAAGAAACUGUUAUGUGUGAUUAAUUCAGUCGCGGAACGCGAACUGUGCUGUGUGGAAUAGCGCACUCGGAUUUGAGUUGUUUUUUUUCUCGGACACAUAACUAGCUCCCACAUUGUUGGCCCCUAUGGGUGUACUGAACGUCGUGAUCGGUUCCGGUGCCGGUGCAGCAGUCGAGUGCCAGCCGAGUUGCAAGAAGAGCAACGAUAACAUCUUCUCGCCGAUCAAGAACAAGAUGAAGGUCCUGAAGAAGAUCAAGAAACGGAUGGGAUUAGCUCCUCGCAGUGCAUCGUCCUGUCCGGGCCCAAACAACCUACCGCCGUUGCAGUUUCACAACGUGCACGGCGAUAACAUAAGAAUCUCGCGCGAUGGCUCCGUAGCUCGACGGUACGAGUCCUUCUGCAAGGGAAUCACAUUCAGCGCCCGACCGGUCCGGGUGAACGAGCGUGUGUGCGUUAAGUUCCUCGAUAUCUCCAACAACUGGAGCGGAGUGAUUCGCUUCGGUUUCACGUGCAACGAUCCGGCCACCCUGCGUGGCAAUCUACCCAAAUACGCAUGUCCGGAUCUUACGAACAAGCCCGGAUUCUGGGCCAAAGCUUUGAAUGAGCGAUACUGCUAUCGCAAUAACGUACUAUUCUACUAUGUCACACCGUCCGGGGAUGUUCACUUUGGCAUCAACGGUGAAGAGAAGGGAGUGUUCAUCACCGAUGUCGACUCCCGUGGUCCACUGUGGGCUGUAAUCGACGUGUACGGCAAUUCCACGGCUAUUGAGUUCCUAGAUUCGCGAAUUUACAUGUUCCAACAGCAGCAACACCAUCAGCAACAACAGCAGCAACAACAACAACAACAGCAGCAGAAUCACCACCACCACCAUCAUCAUCAACAACAGUCAGCACAAAGCCAAUCCUGUGGCCGUCGUUCAGCCGAUCAGGAAAUUGUACCUCACAUGGAAUCUCUCAGUAUCAACCAACAUAACCAGCAGUUGCUGGACGAACGUCCAGUUCCUCCGCCGACGACGACGACGACGAUGACGACGAGCGCGGUUAUCAGUUCGGCUGCAAACAUGCGAUACAACAGCCCGGCACCUGGACUACUACCUCUCCCGUUCCAUCCGAUGCGAGGUCGCAAUAUAAAAUUUUCCCCUGAUCGUACGGUGGCGAACCGUGUCGAUUCGGAAUUCUGCCAAGGCUACGUAUUCACACCCCGUCCAAUCAAGAUCGGUGAACGCCUCAUUAUCCAAAUCCUAAAGACCGACACCAUGUUCGUUGGAUCCCUAGCCCUGGGGCUCACAUCGUGCGAUCCAGCAACCCUCCAGUUCUCCGAUCUGCCCGAUGACUCCGAUCUGCUACUGGACCGUCCGGAAUACUGGGUCGUUAGCAAAGAUGUCGCAUCCACGCUGGUCCGUGGCGACGAACUGUGCUUCUCCAUCUCCGUCAGUGGAGAAGUGUCCAUCAGCAAGAACGGUGGAGCUCCAUCUGUGAUCAUGCACAUCGACCAGAGUCUACAGCUGUGGUCUUUCCUCGACGUUUACGGGUCUACCCAAAGCGUCCGUUUGUUCAGCCAUGCAAUCCCCACCUCGAUGGCAACCGCAUCCUGUUCAGCUCUCUACGAACCUCGAACCAUGUCCGCCUCGGCCAGUCAGCGUAGCCUGCAAGUGCAGUCCACGAGUCAGCAAUCGCAGCCCUCGGGCUCCAUCCGGCCGGAUAUGAUCCAAAUCAACCCGGGCGGCACGGUGCUAGUGGUGAAUCUACCGCCAACGGAUGUCAUGUCACCUGCCUCCUCGCAACCAUCGGUCCAACAAGCGCAGGCCACCAUCGUGUCCCGCGGUCUUGCAAACUCCACAUCGACACUGUCGGUUCCGCUGUCGACGCUGUCGCUGUCGUCGCACACCGGCUCCAGCGGAACAUGCGAAAUGCUUCCGGCCUACAGCUACGCAGAGCCAAUCUCCGCCUACAACAAUGCAUCCAACUACAAUACUCUCGCGGCGGUGGCAGCAGCUACAGCGGCAUCCAGCACCGCCUCCGGAUCUGGUAGCUCCUGCGGCGGAGCAUCAACCCCGCUGCCCGGUUGCGGAACCUUUAGCGCUGGGCCGAUCUACAGCUCGACCGGUGUCGAUUGUACCAUCUGCUUCGAGAAGCCGAUCGACUCCGUCCUGUACAUGUGCGGUCACAUGUGCAUGUGCUACGACUGUGCGAUCAAGCAGUGGCGCGGCAUUGGCGGUGGCCACUGUCCGCUGUGUCGUGCAGUCAUACGGGACGUGAUUCGCACCUACAAAUCCUAAGAACACGACGUGAGCGAACGCGAGCGAGCGCUGUGGAUGGGCCCCGGCCCCAUCCCCACCAGUCACGAUACCAAAAACGCUUUCAAACGAAAGCAAGGAAGCAUUAAUUGUGAAUGUGAUUUUAAUUCCAAAAACAUAAAACAAACAAAAACUACGGAGAAGCGAAACUCGGGAAGCAUCUGGGGUCUUUCGGAAACAUUCUGGUCAAAAUUAACUCUUAUUUUUUAUGCGAGUAAAUUAUCAAGUAGUCAAAAUUUAGCGUAUGUGGGUUGCUGGCAGGCAAACAAGAGGAGGUCAGGGAAUUGUUACGCACCAUUGGGUCGUGUUUAGUUUCGUUUUCUGUCGAAAUCGUUGACGAAUGCAUUAUCUAGUGUGUAAGUAUUUUUUUUCGCGUAGGACAAACAUAUAACUAAUGAUCAAACCAAAAAAUCUUAAAUUUGCAUAGUCGUUACUAGGAACAAGGAAAGCAGUAUCCAUUCAUUAGAAGGACAGUAAUUAAAUUGCCAAAAAAAUACAUCACUUCCAAAAUGCAAUCGAAGCAAAAGAAAAACGAAAAUUUCAAAGAGUGAGAAAAAACCGCGCUGUACGUGUAGAGCGUGAUUAUCGUUUUGUGAAUUUUAUCAAUCGUAAUUUUUCCGGUCUCCGUUUAAUUUUGGUUUUCCGCCCGUCGUUCCCAUCAUGGUCAUUAAGCGAAAGCAGGAGAAGAAGUUGAACCUAAUUUACAAAAUUGAUACUUUCUAGUCAAGCAAAAAUUGAAUUAUAUUAUUGAAGCGAGCGAUAACCCCAAAGGAAAAUUAACGUUAAGUACACUCUGGCCCUGGCAAGAGCAACCGACUUGGGCGCUGGGGCUGCUUAUUUAUUCUUUUGCGACCUUUUUUCACUUACUGAUUAUUAUCUCUUAUACUCUCAAAUCUACUAUCAAUACUGGUAUGCAUACGCAUAGCUAAUACAAAUAUUAUACCUACCUACCUUUAGCGAGGACAUAAUAGUCGAAACAGGAUGGCAUCAGAUCAAGCAUGCAGAAAAAUCUCAAGAGCAGUGCGGAAUGAGAAGCAUUAAUAGCUUGUAGUAGGUGUCCCACAUGGGCAACACUAUUAAUACUAAUUACACGGUGUAGUAGUAAGCAUGGAAAACAGAAAGAAGAUAGUUGACACAUUCUAUUAAUUUAUUGUUAUGAACGCAUUUACAAUUAGGAAGAAACGAACGUAUUUUUUAAAAAGUUAGCUAAAUGAUAACAAAAAAAAAACGGCAAAGAAAAGAGAAUACAAGCUCAUCAGUGCUAAAAUUUA